Molecule: messenger RNA, 3291 nt
Organism: Effrenium voratum
Lineage: Eukaryota; Dinophyceae; Suessiales; Symbiodiniaceae
Source: the annotation of a GenBank genome assembly
AUGGCGCCAAGCGUCAGUGUGCAGCUGGAAGAGAGCGUGCGGGCGCUGGCGGCGGCCAAGGACCGGGUGGCGGACGAGGGCCCCGAGGCCUUCGAGGCCUUCCGCAAGGCGGUGACGCAGGCCUCGCGAGGUCGGGAGGCGCCGCCUGCAAAGCUGCUAGGGCCCUUGGAGUGCAAGGAGGAGGUGAUCAACUUCCUCGUAGCGCUGCAUGCUUCGAAGAAGAUGUACCGCCGACAGAUCGUGGCCGUCAUGUCCGUGCUGAUGCACGAGAGGCCCUGGUUGGAGACUCUCCUUCAGAUCGAAGGUCUCAAGGAGAGGCUCCCGGAGGAUCUCCGCACCAUCGUGGAGGACGAGCUGAAAAAUCCGCCUGAGGUCGAGGCCGAGGAGCCGGAAGAGCCCGAGGAACCGGAGGCGCGGUUACGAGACGAGUCGCCAAGCGCAUGGAUGCGACUUGCAGGCGGGUCCAGCGCAGGCCAAGCGCCGCUCUUCACGGCCGGGGAGCCUGGAAGGGAUGCGGCCGGUCGUUUCAGGCGCCCGGCCCGGAGCAUGACUUGGGAAGUGAGCAUGCAGGCAUCACUUUCUUUGCUCCGCGCCAUGUCCACGCCUCUGCUGGAUGAUGGCAUGGUGUACCGCACCUCGUCGUGGAAGGAGAAGUUGGUGGAUGAAAUGAUCAAGGUGCGCGAUCUCCCAGAGCCUGAGGAUGGUGAGCUGGAGCGACGGUUGAACGCCACAGAGCUCACGCUGCUGGGUAUCGGUGCCUGCAUCGGUGCGGGGGUCUUCGUGCUCACUGGCGCAGAAGCCCGCAUAGCCGGGCCCUCCGUUGCCGUGUCCUUCCUGCUGGCGGGCAUCUCUUCCAUCUUCAAUGGGCUUUGUUUCGCCGAGCUCGCCACGCGGCUGCCUGUCUCGGGCUCCGCUUACCUCUAUGUCUACUGCAUGUUUGGGGAGCUGCCCGCGUUGAUGCUGGUGGUGAACCAGCUGGUGGACUACCACAUCGGGGCUGCCACGCUGGCACGGAGCCUUGUGGCCUAUGUGGCAGAGGCUAUGAGUCAAGUCGGGUUCCCGUUCCAUGAGUGCAUCUCCGGAUGCCAGCCCUUCGAAAGCAUGCCCUGGGUGGAUCUGUCGCUGGGCGCUCCGCUGGUUUUGGCCUUUGUGGCUAUGGUGGUGUCGAGGGGAGCCGAGACCAACGCUGUGGUCACCUCCUUCGUGACCCUGGUGAAGAUUGCAGUCGUCAUUGUGGUCAUUUUGGUGGGGUAUCAAAGGAUGCAAGUUCAGUACUUGCAGCCCUUCUUUCCCUAUGGCGUCUCAGCCACCAUCCAGUCGGCUGCAACGCUGAGCUACGCGUUUAUCGGCUAUGACGUGAUCGCCAACGCUGCCGAGGAGUGCCAAGACCCUGCGAGGGACCUGCCUCGCGCCAUGAUCUAUGCGCUGAUGACCUGCGCGGUGCUCUACGUCUGCGUCUGCUUGGUUCUCUGCGGAAUGCAGACCUUUGCGACCAUAGACACCUCUGCGCCAGUCUCUACUUCUUUUCAGCUGCAAGGUAUGGAAUGGGUUGUCAGCAUCGUUGACGUCGGCAGCUUUGCAGGGAUGCUCACGGGGUUAUUAGCAGGGGUCUAUGGACAAAGCCGCAUUUACUUCGCCAUGUCUCGGGACGGGCUGGCACCGGCAAUGCUUCAGGGUGCUUCCACGUGCGCGUGGUGGUGUGGCCUCGUCGCCGCGCUUCUGGCGGCCUUCUUCGACGUCAAGAGCCUGGCUGCCUUCUUGAACAUCGGAGUGCUGCUCUCCUAUGCCAUGACCGCAGCCUCAGUUCUGCUUAUCAACACCUGCUGCAAGACGCGAGAGAGGCCGAUGAUGUUUCUGGCCGCAUGCCUCUCCGGAGUUCUUUCAAUGGGUGGCCUCACCGGGAUGCUAGGAGGUGCCGGCUUGCUGGCCCUCUUUGUCUUUGCAUACUGCACCUGCAACUACAAGUGCGGCCCACCUAGCACCUUCAAAUGCCCGGGCACGCCGAUCAUACCGCUCAUCGCCUUGUGCGCCAAUGUCUACCUCAUGUGCCACCUCAAAAGCUUGGCCUGGAUUCGAUUGCUCGUCGUGAGCUUGCUGGUCUUCAUGGUUCACAGCAGCGCGGUUUGCCUGGGGGUGCUUGAUCCAAAGAAGGAUCGCAGGCUGGAACGCUCCGUCCAGCAGCUGGCAGUAGCGCGGGCGGGCUUGCAGCGACUGGGCUUUUCCGCCGUGGACACGGAUGGAGCCAUUGACGCCUUCGCUGUCCUAAACCGAGCUGUCUUGUGGAUCAUCCAGAGCCCUGAGAAGGAGGAUGACGAGGUGCUUGCUCGCAUGGACGACAAGGAGAAAGUUCUGGAGUUUUUGGCCGAUUUCCAUGACAGGAAGCCCAAGCAUCGCUCACGCGUCACAGCGCUGUGUGUACGACUGAUGGAGUUUGACUCUUGGCGAGAGGCCUUGGACAGCGCCAGCCCCUCGAUCUCCGCGACGCUGCACGCCAUGACGGGCCUGGCCGCAGCGCCUCCCGCCUCCGUGGCUGUGAACGUAGAGACGGCCGCAGAGCUGGCGGCUUCUCGAGGCUGCGUCGGUGCAAUCUACAUCAGGGUCAUCCGGGGGAAAGGGCUUGCCAGCGGCAAUGCCAACCCCUUUGUGCGCGUGGCCGUGGGGAGCAAAGUGCAGCGCACCGAGAGCUGUGAGGAUGAAGUCAGCCCGUGCUGGGACGCUGCUCCCUUUGUCUUUGAGGUUCCCAAAGAAGAUGCCGAAGUGACGCUGGAUGUGAUCAGUGGUGAUAUCACUGGAGAUCGCCACGUCGGAUCAGCGAAGUUUCUGCUGUCCGAUGUCCAAGCUGCUGCGGCGCCAAGGAUGGUGUCCACCCCUUUGAGUGGGGGUGGAGGGCUGGAGUAUGAGGUUCUCUUCAGACCAGCCCUUGCGAAAGCUGAGAGUGCUGGCUACAAUGACAAACGCGGCACAGGUUCGGUGUUGGCAGGACUUACAGCCGCAGUCUGGGACAUGGACGCGGCUGAAGUCCAGGAUGCUAGCAGCUGGAUUGUGUCCGGUGCAGGGAAGGCGUCUUCCAGGGUGCCCUCGCAGCGCGGCCUCAUUUGCCCUGCGGGGCAUGCCAUCGACAAGCGCAAGGAGGGAAUGUCCUGGCGCCAAAGCUUCAUUCACGGAGACACCAAGCUAUGCGACGUCUGCCGCAGAGAGAUUGCUCGUGCGGAGACGCGCUGGCGUUGCUUCCACCACUGCGACUUCAAUGUGUGUCAAGGCUGCUACGAGGCCAAGAAAGACGCCACUUAG